AUGCAUCUAACUGCCUUUGGGCGUGUAGUUUUGCUAGUGAUCAUUGCGCACAUUCAGGUUUUCGCAAUUAUAGACUUUAAUUUUGAUGAUGAUCCCAAAUCAGACGCACAAAUAUGCUGCAUGAUCGAACAUUCGUUUCCACAGGAACCGUUCCCCGAAUGUUAUGAGCAGCACACAAAUUCCAGCACAGACAAUGAAGCGCUCAUGUGCAUUCACCAGUGUUAUUACGAAGCGAUCGGAAUGUUUGCCAACGGUGAUCAGGUUCAGUUGGACAAGUAUAUCAAGUACAAGGAUGGCCUUGAUGCGGAACACCAACAAUCUUUUUCCUACGCGCUAAGGGUUUGUGGACAGGUGAGGCUCGUGCUGAUGAAACAUUUUGAGGCGAAUGCGGAAAAACCACGAUGCAGUCCGAUCCCGUACUUUUACAACCGAUGCUUGCUGGAAGUUGAUAUAGUGAACUGUCCAAGCGAUCGGUGGAUGAAUUCUACCUUGUGCGAUCUGUUUGUGUCGAAAAUGAAGGAAAAGUAUGGGAAGGGCGUACAGGCUAAAUCGACAUAA
Molecule: messenger RNA, 558 nt
Organism: Anopheles maculipalpis
Lineage: Eukaryota; Metazoa; Arthropoda; Insecta; Diptera; Culicidae
Exons: 5
Coding region: 1-558 (185 amino acids)
Molecular function (GO): odorant binding
Source: RefSeq, a predicted model, not a curated record